This is a messenger RNA of Catharus ustulatus (Swainson's thrush), 6156 nucleotides long. Its product is annotated as receptor-type tyrosine-protein phosphatase kappa-like. Gene Ontology annotation, biological process: protein dephosphorylation. NCBI's taxonomy places the organism in Eukaryota, Metazoa, Chordata, Aves, Passeriformes, Turdidae. Gene Ontology annotation, molecular function: protein binding; protein tyrosine phosphatase activity. Bases 55 to 4275 code for a protein of 1406 amino acids. The record is from RefSeq and is a predicted model, not a curated record. The transcript has 30 exons.
UGAGGCAGCUGGCGUAGCUGAGACCUCAAUCCUGCCCUGGGAACAUAGGCAGACAUGGCCCUGCAAUGGAUGUUUCUCCUGCUCCUCACGCCUCUGCUGGCAGCACAAAAUCGUGGUAACACCUCUCCCAACAGUUUUGGAAAACGCCCGGGAAAAGGAAAAUGUAAUGUUCCCCCUAAAUGGGACAUCAGACUCCAGUGGAUUCCGAACAAGAAAAUUUAUGACUUGAACGAAGUGGUGCAGCUCAACUGUACUGGAGAGUUGUUGCCGUCUGUACCACAGAUUCAGUGCAUUUCCAGAGGGGGACGGACCCAGUGGAAUGACACUGCCACCUGCAAAGAGAGAUGCCAGCAGCCCCAGUGGGACUCACAGCUCCAGUUUAGCCCAAACCAGAAUUUUUACAGGGUCGGUGAGGAGGUGACACUGAGCUGCUUUCUAAACGACACUCCUCCCCUUGCUGUGAUCAGAUGUGCACACAGGACUUCUCCAAACUGGAACAAUGCUUGGGAGGUGUUGGAAAUUGGGAGACCAUGGCGCAAGUUGCCACAGAACCUGACCUGCACCAUGGCAAAAUGCCCAAAACCUCAAUGGGAUGUAGAACUUCAGUUUUCAGAGAGAAAAACUGAAUAUCCACAGAAUACAGAACUGACACUGAUGUGUGCUAAUGGUCUGGAGCCCUCCUUCCCCGAGGUCAAAUGUACAAAAGAAUUUCAGACAGUGACCUCUGGAAAACCAGUCUAUGUGGAUGCCUGGUGGGGCAGGAAGAGCAGCGGUGCCUGGACACGCAUUGAUGGGGAUGUCCUGUGUGUGGAUGGGUGCCAAAGGCCCACUGCAAACUGGGACUACAGACUGCAAUUGGAACCAGACCAGCAGAACUAUGAGAAGAAUGAGAAAGUGAAGCUGAGCUGCCCUGAAGGUUUCCAGCCAACCUACACUGAAAUCAAAUGUCAGAGUGGACGCCAGCACGAUGAAGAUGAUGUGACACCAUAUUCUGUGUACCAACCAUUUUGGUAUGGAAGAGACUCCAGCGGUGCCUGGGUCCCCAUUCAGUCCAGUCUGGAGUGCAUUGCAGGAUGUCAAAGACCUUCAUGGGUUUCCAUACUCCGACUGGAACCAGACCAGGAGAACUACAAGAAGAAUGAGAAAGUGAAGCUGAGCUGCCCUGAAGGUUUCCAGCCAACCUACACUGAAAUCAGAUGUCAGAAUGGACGCCAGCACUAUGAUGAUGAUGUGACACCAUAUUCUGUGUACCAACCAUUUUGGCAUGGAAGAGACUCCAGAGGUGCCUGGGUCCCCAUUCAGUCCAGUCUGGAGUGCAUUGAAGUCCUCCAGGUUGACCCUCAGAGCUUUGAGAUUUCCAGCACCAGCAUCAAACUGAAGUGGACCUGCAGGUUCCCUGAUGCCUGCCAGGGCAUGAGGGCCAUGUGCCGGCUGGCAGCGCCUUCCUCCCCUCCCUGUCAGGCUGAGGAGGUGAAAGGAGAGCAGAUGUUACACGGCCAGGAGGGAACAGUCACCUGCUCCCCUUUGCAGCCCUUCACUGAGUACAGUGUCACCAUCGACUUGCCCCCCAACACAACCCUUUUCUCAUGGUUGUUCAUGACGGAGCAAACAGUGCCAGACAGACCGGAGAAGCUGUGGCUGGAUCCCGACAGGGGCUCUCUCAGGUGGAACUCGCUGCCUUCCUGCAAGGGGGAGAUCAUCGGAUACCAGCUGAACAUCACGGCCAGGAAUGCAAGGGACAGCAGCGUGCUGGAGACGGAGCGGCUGCGGCUCAAUGGCUCCGUCACUGAGCUGCGGCUGCCGGAGCACAGCCCUGGCAGCAGCUACACCGUGACCAUCCAGGGACUGACGGCUGCUGGAGCCGGGGCUGCCUUGCUGAAGGAGUUCCACACAGGCAGCAGCUCCGACACCCCGCGGCCCCGGGACAUCAGCUGCCGCAGCGCCCGCGACAUCGCCCCGUCGCAAGGCACGGCCGUGCUUGCCCUCAGCCCCAUCGCCCGUGGCUCCGAGGCAGCCAGCGAGCACCAGCUGAUCGUGGUCCCGACGCACAACGGCUCGGUGAUCGAGAGCAUCUGCUCGGGGCAGCCACAGCUCCUCAAUGCCAGCGUCUACGUGGCCGCUCUUCUCAACCUCACCGUCCCCACGAACUUCGUGCUGGGCGACGGGAGCCGCGGGCAGGGCGAGCACAACGCUGCCCUCCGCCCGGGCAGCGACUACACGGCCCUGCUGCGCCUCGUCCGCCUCUCGCCGCAGGCAGAGAAGUUCACCUGUGUCUGCUACAGCUUCUCUGUUGGGCAGUUGUCGUCAUCUCUGCUAGACAAGAAGAUGGUGGUUAUGGCAGUAGCACUGACUGUUGCAUUCCUGGCACUGGGGAUUGUGCUGUUUCUUGUGGCGCUCAGGCUAAAGCACAACAGUUCAAAAACCUCGGAGAACAACAGCACUAUACCCCUGAGAGGACGUAAAAAAGAUGUAUGCAAGCCAAACACACAAAUCCUGGUGGAGGAACUGCUGGAGGCUCUGAAGAUGUUUAAGAGGGAAGAAAUAGAGGCAGAGCAGACAGAUGAUGAAUCAGUCGACAGGCAAAGUGCUGGGCUUCUUAGAGAAUAUCAGCAAUUGUCCUCCACUUUGUUGCACCCCUGCAAUGCUGGGAAGGAGCUAUGUAAUCAAAACAAGAACCGCUACAAGAGCAUCAUCCCAUAUGAUCACUGUCGUGUGGUGCUGCAGCCCUCUGACUCUGGGAAUGGCUACAUCAAUGCCAGUUAUGUGGAUACCUACCGAAGUCCUCACUUCUUCAUUGCAGCUCAAGGCCCCUUGGCUGGGACAGUGGUGGAUUUCUGGCACAUGGUCUGGCAGGAGAAGACCUCAGUCAUUGUGAUGCUGACGGGCUUAGUGGAGCAGAACAAGAUCAAGUGUGAGCAGUACUGGCCAGAGCAGGAGCAGGUCUACGGCGACUUCACCGUGACACUCAACAACACCUGGACCACCACAGGCCUUGUCAAACGCAUCUUCUGCCUGCAGAAGGCGGGCUGUGCUCUCCCAAGAGCAGUGGAGCAGUUUCACUACCUGCUGUGGCCGGACCACGGGGUGCCCAGGAACGCGUCGCAGCUGCUGUGCUUGGUGGAGGUGGUGAACAAGAGGGUGUUGGAAGCACCUGCUGGACCCGUGCUGGUGCACUGCAGUGCCGGGAUCGGGCGCACGGGCACCUUCAUCGCCCUGGACUUCCUCCUGAAGAUGGGCAAGGCUGAGGGGAAGGUGGAUGUGUUUCACUGCGUGCAGCAGCUGCGGGAGCAGCGGGUCGGCAUGGUGCAGACCAAGGAGCAGUACAGCUUCCUGUACGAGGCACUUCUCGAAGGCUUGCUCUGCGGCAACACUGCGGUCCCAGUGGAGAGCAUCACCCCCCUUGUCCACUCCCUUCGAGAAGAUGAGACCACAGGCCACCACAGAGUCCUAGAGAAGGAGUUCAAGGCCCUGCAGAGAUUUUCUGAGUUGUUCCAGCUUCUGCCGUGCAGAGAAGCAGAGAACCCCAGAAACCAACCCAAGAACCGCAAGCCGGGGAUCCUACCAGCGGAUUCCUGCCGGCCCAUCCUGAUGUCCUCGGUGAACGCAGACGGCUCUCCAGCCUACAUCAACGCCGUGUUCGCCAGCACGUACACCGAGGAGGAGAGAAUCAUCAUCACCCAGCUGCCUUUCCCCACCACGCUGGUGGAUUUCUGGGCUCUGGUCUGGGAUUACACCUGCACAUCAGUAGUUGUGCUGAAUCAACUCCAGGAGCUGGACAAGACAUACGUGCAGUUCUGGCCCACCCAGGGCGAAGAUGACUAUGGGCGUUUCCAUGUCCAGCUAAUCUCAGAGGAGCCUGGGGCUGGCUUCACCACGUGGACACUUGUCCUCAGCAACAGGCAGCAGCCCAAGAAAUCUGCAGUGGAAAUCCAGUUACAUCAACUGACAGACUGGCCCAUGCAGCAGCGUCUUCCCCCACACCCUGACACCAUCAUCAGCUUGCUGGGGAAGGUGGAGACACACCAUCGGCAGAGCCAAGAUGGACAUAUCCUUGUCACCUGCUGGGAUGGAGCCAGCCGGAGCGGGAUCUUCUGUGCUGCUGGUUUCCUGUGUGAGCAGAUCCAAAGCGAGGGCAUGGUGGAUGUGUCCCAGGCUGUCAGGAUGCUGAAGAGACGGCGCAGACAGUUCAUUAAAGAUGUGGAACAGUAUGGGCUUUGCUAUGAACUAGCCCUCAGUUACUUGAAUUCAUUUGAAACCUAUGGGAAUUUCAAGUAAGGGCCACACCCUAACUCUGGAAGGGAUUUUGGCUCCCUGGACAGCCCUUCAUCAGUAACAGUGGAAGCAAGAGGAAACAAAGGGAUGUGCAUGACCCCAAGAUGCUUCACUCCCCUGAAAAAUCACCCCAAGAGUACUCUGUGACUGGAGAACAAAGGCUGGACUGUCUCCAAAUUUUGGCCAGGCGUUGAAAUGGGAACCUGACCCUCUGCAGGAACUUACCUGGAAUCACAGCCUGAGUAUGCAGAUCAGAGCAGAGGCACCAGGACUCCACCUAUCCUUCCUGGCCAAAGAAGAGAGCAGCUGUCCCAUCCAGGUUCCUUUGUGUUUGAUCAGGGAAGUCUCAAACUACUGUAAGAUCCAUGGUGCUCAGAAGCACAGCAUAUCUGUCCUACUUUGGGAGAAGCAGGAAGCCCAAAGUCAACAUGAGCCAAGAGUGAGACAACCCAUGCUCCUGCAGGGCUAAACUGGUCCUUCAGACCCCACCCGAUCUCUUCCUGGUGCUGCUCCAAGUGCCACAGCCCUACCAGCUCCAUAGAGGCUCUCUCACCAGCCUGUCUGGCUGCACCAUGGCAAUCCAAUCCCAGGUUAUAGUGGCUCAGUGGGAAUAUCGUGGAUGUGCUUCAAGCAGCACCACAGAGACAGGUUCUGCCUCUGCUGCACAAGCGCAGAAAACUUCAGAACCAGGAGUGACAAGCCACUCGUGCUCAGGCUUUGCUCUCAAACAGCCCUGCUGGCACAGGACCAGUGACACCCAGCUGAGCACCACAACCAGCAGCUUUGUCCCUCUGGCACAUGACCAUGACCCACCCCAUGCUCAGGCACCCAGGCAGUCAUCCUGCCCUGAUCCUGCUGUCUGGCAGAGCAGCAGCAAGCUCCCUCUUGCUCUGCUCUCAGCAGGCACAGUGUCCCUCAGGCACACCUGGGGACAGGGUAUGUACAGAAAUGACACCUCCCUGAAGAGCCUUCCCCCAGUUCACAGUGGGCGAACUGAUGCCCUUUUCAUGCCCACUGUCCCCAGGGAAUGACUGGCACACUGGUUUUCCAGAGGGCAUGACCCAUCACCGCACAUCCAGCCCAGUCCUGUCUCUCCCUCCGAGCCCCAGUGUACACUGCACUGCAGCUCCUGUCCCUGGGGCAGACAGAGGCUACCCCAGCUGACACAGCCCUCAGGGGUCCGUGUGGCCUCCAGCCCAGGGCUGCAGGCACUGAGGAUGAAUAUCCAGGGUACAGGAGGAAAGACAGCAGAAGCUUCCAAGAGGAAGAAUCACCUCUUACCUGUUCCCUGGGGCACUAUUUGAAUGUUGAAAAGUUCUUCCUGGCCAUGUGCUGACAGUAGAGAUGCAAGGGCCAGGAGAAACUCCAGAGCUGGUGACUGCAGGGCCAUCCUAGCAUGAAAUCCCCAAACAGGACUGAAAUCUGAGCCCCACUCACUGCCUCUGAGCCCAGGCAUUCGUAUCUGACUGCAAGGCUGCAACCACAGGAAGGAAACAGACACAUCUCCUCAUGAGAUGCAGGAUGCUUCCUCUUUCGGCAGGGAACCUCCCAUCACUGUCAGCACUUCUGCCUUUUGAUAUCCUUUUGCCCCAGGAGCAUCCAGGCUCUGGGACUCAACAGAAGGAACCUUGUCACCAAGAUCCCAGAGUUUCCUCCCCAAACCCUCCUAGUUACCAGAGCAUUCAAGAAGUGUUACUCCUGUUUCUGAGGUAAUAUCCAAGCCCUCCCUGACACUGCGUGGGUUUUAGAGUGGUGAUGAAUCACUUCCCCUCGAUGAUCACAGGAGAUGGAGGACCUUUGAGAUACCACAUAAAGACCUGGUCAGAAGCAUGAAUAGGAAUGGGGAUAAGAACUGCAAAGAGUGCUUCAAUGCCUGAAACAGUG